Messenger RNA from Pomacea canaliculata, 1454 nucleotides. Its product is annotated as ubiquinone biosynthesis protein COQ4 homolog, mitochondrial-like. The record is from RefSeq and is a predicted model, not a curated record. Gene Ontology annotation, cellular component: mitochondrion; mitochondrial inner membrane. Gene Ontology annotation, biological process: ubiquinone biosynthetic process. NCBI's taxonomy places the organism in Eukaryota, Metazoa, Mollusca, Gastropoda, Architaenioglossa, Ampullariidae. The transcript has 6 exons. Bases 95 to 997 code for a protein of 300 amino acids.
AUGAGAAAAAACCGGAAGCUUUGUCGUCUCACGCCUCGUUUGCCAGCAGUCUAGUAAUACAAAUUUGUGAAGUUAUUUCAGAGGCCAAACAAACAUGGCGGCAGUGAUUCGUCGCUGUAUCUCCCGAGGAGCUAUUAAUGCAAAUCUAAGACAUUUAAGAAAAAUUGAAAGCAUCAGAAGAAAGCUUCCGUGUUUCACUUCUCACAGAUAUGUAUCGUUUGUAAACGAAGAAAACCUAGACGAAGCAAAGGAAACUGAAGAUUAUAAAAAGCAGUUAGGCUACGAUGAAUUAUACACUGGGCACAUACCCACCACGCCAUUUCAACGAGUACUUUUAGCACUUGGAUCAGCUGCCAUGUGUCUUUACAACCCAGCCAGAGAUGACAUGAUUUGUGCUCUUGGAGAAUCAACAGGUUAUUAUGCUUUAAAAAACAUUCGAUCCAAAAUGCUCACAGAUUCUGUUGGAAAGCAAAUUCUUGAGGAACAACCAGUUAUAAAUACUGAGACAAUAAAUAUAAAUUACCUGGGAAGUCUUCCUGAAGGCACAUUUGGCAAAGAGUACUGGCACUUUUUAGAUAACUAUGGAUUCUCCCCUGAUGCACGGCUUCCUGUACAUUUUGUGGACGACCCAGAUCUUGUGUAUGUGAUGCUUCGCUACAGACAGAUACAUGACUUGGUCCACACUCUGCUGGGUAUGCCACCAAACAUGCUUGGAGAAGUAACUGUUAAAUGGGUGGAGGCCAUUCAGACUGGACUGCCUCUUUGCACAUUAGCAGCAUUGUUUGGACCAUUACGCCUGGGACCGAAACAUCAGCAAAAGUACUUGAACACCUAUCUUUCGUGGAGCAUACGAUGUGCAAAGAAUGCAAAGUUCCUGAUGAAUGUCUACUUUGAAAAACACUGGGAACAAGAAAUAAGUGACCUACGCAGAGAUCUGAAUGUAGAGCCCGCACCAGUUCCUCUCAAACGCACUGGCAAAAAGAUUGUAAUACCAUGAGUUUUUUAAAAAUAUUGUUGGUGCAAUGUUUUAGCACUGAUGUGAUUUCUGUAGUGACUAGCUGCAGGAAAAUAAUGCAAAUGUCAAGUCUGAUAGGCAAGUCAUUGUUGUCUUAUGCUGUUUAUAAGUUUCUAUAGGAUCUUGUCUAUGAAGUUUAGCCAUGCUGUGCAGUCUGUAAAUUACUGUUAACAUGCAUUUACCUAUAUUUAUUAUUGCAAAGGUGUUUUCUUGUUCAAACUGUGACGGUAUGUCAUUUAUUAUGUAAAAGAGUGUUUAGAUUUUAGAAAACAUAUAUCGAGGAGACAUAUAAGCAUUUUGACCUAUUGUGUAUGAAUGGCAUUUACUCAAGAUGUUUGUCUGAUUGUUGAAUGCUACCUAAAUAAAUUUGUGAUGAAGAACAACGCAACUGCAAAUUUUGUACAUGUAUUUCAUAAAUAAAUUGUAAAUGUACAAAAUA